Molecule: messenger RNA, 1177 nt
Organism: Eruca vesicaria subsp. sativa (arugula)
Lineage: Eukaryota; Viridiplantae; Streptophyta; Magnoliopsida; Brassicales; Brassicaceae
Source: the annotation of a GenBank genome assembly
GGAAAAGAGACACGAUGAUGAAGCUGCAAGGAGGACUUCUCCGAUUGAGCUUAAUAAUCCCGUCGGCAAUCAAAACACCGCGUAAUCUCUCCAUCUCCGCCUGCGUCGUGGAGCGUAACCACCAGCUAACCGCGAGGGAGAGGCGGCAGCUCCGUAAUGAACGUCGAGAGAGCAAAUCGGGUUACAGCUGGAGAGAAGAAGUUGAGGAGCGUCUGAUCAAGAAACCUAAGAAACGUUACGCGUCGUGGACGGAGGAGCUGAAUUUGGAUACUUUGGCUGAGUCUGGUCAGCAAUGGUGGGUGGUUAGAGUCUCGAGAGUGAGGGGUCACGAGACUGCUCAGGUCUUGGCUCGUGCUCUCGCUCGUCAGUUCCCUGAGAUGGAAUUCAAUGUUUAUGCUCCGGCUGUUCAGGUGAAGAGGAAGUUGAAGAAUGGGUCUAUAUCUGUAAAACCGAGACCUGUGUUCCCGGGUUGUAUUUUUAUUAGGUGUGUAUUGAACAAAGAGAUUCAUGAUGCUAUAAGAGAAGUUGAAGGUGUUGGAGGCUUUAUAGGGUCAAAAGUUGGAAACACCAAGAGACAGAUUAAUAAACCGAGACCGGUGGAUGAUAGUGACUUGGAAGCUAUAUUCAAACAAGCGAAAGAAGAGCAAGAGAAAGCAGACAUUGAGUUUGAUGAGGGAGAACGAGCUGAGGAAGAAGCGAGUUUAGCAUUGCAGAAAGCUCUUGCGUCUAAUUCAGAUGGUACUGAGAUUGUAGAAUCUCUAGCAGAAGCUAAACCGAAAACAGCUCCGAAGAAAGCUGCUCCGAAGAAGAAGAAACUUGCGGCUGGUUCUACAGUUCGAGUUCUAUCAGGGACAUUUGCUGAAUUCGUUGGCAACCUAAAGAAACUGAACCGCAAAACUGCAAAGGCAACAGUGGGUUUUACUUUGUUUGGGAAGGAGACACUAGUGGAGAUUGACAUCAGUGAACUUGUUCCUGAGAUUCAGUCUUAAACAUUGUUCACAACAUGUAAGUUUUUUGGUUAGACAAAAAUUGAAUAUUGCUCGGACAUAUUUGGUUAGUGACGUAUUGUAUCUUCAUUAGAGAAAAAAAUAAGUCAAAAACAAAAAAAAUGUGGGAAGACCAUAAACAAACAUCUUGCUGUUUAUAAUUCUGGCCAACUUCUCCCGAACUGUGUCCC